AUGAAUCCAUUCACACAAGCUGAUCGAUACAGCCCUCGAGCAGAUGUAGAUGGCCACAUACAGAAGAUCAUCACCAGUUACAUUGAUGGCAUCCGGCUGCAGUUUGCUGUAGGUGGCCAGCUAACUGGAUGGCAGAAGCUGGUUAAGGGAAUUGUGGCAGGUUGCACUGUUUCCGUGGUGCUUUUCAUUAUGGUGAUGAACCUUCUGAUAAACACUGCUCAACGCGAAACGAGAGGUCUAAAGACGAAAUCGGGAAUCUAUCUCACAUCUAGCAGAGGUUUCAUGGACGACCUCACAAUGUCGACUACAACGCAUGUCCAAGUUAGGAGGAUGUUGACGGCCCUGACAGACGUCGCUUCAUGGGGAAGAAUGAAGUUCAAGGCAGUCAAAUCCAGAGCCCUCGUCAUUAAGAAGGGACAGGCAACAGAAAGAUUCAAGCUCUACGUACAAAAUGAGGAGAUCCCAUCCAAAGUAAAAAUUCCAAUAGCGUCCCUUGGGAAAUGGUUUCACGCAAGCCUACGAGAUCGAGACAACGCCAAGAAGCUCAAGCAACAGGUAGAAGAUGACCUCAAGAAGAUUGAUCGCUGUGGACUACAUGGGAAGUUACAAGCCUGGUUGUACCAGCAUGCAUUGCUCUCAAGACUUCUCUGGCCACUGAUGCUGUACGAGGUUGCUAGUACGACAGCGGAAGCCCUCGAGAGGACUACCAGCAGUCACCUCAGAAAGUGGCUCAGAGUACCACCAAGUUUCACAAGGAUUGGACUCUCCGGAAAGACCAAGAAGCUGCAACUUUCACUAUCUUCACUGGUUGAAGUGUUCAAGAUUGCAAAGACAAGACUUGUGCUGAUUCUGAGGGAUUCUCCGGAUGAAUGUAUUCGGGGAGCAGGGAUUGAAACCGCACUAGCAAAAAGUGGUCAGCGACAGAGUCUGUUAGCCAGGCCGAGAGCCGUUGGACUUCAGGGGAUCGGCGCAACCAAGACCGUAUUGUGGAGCAGAUCAGACCAGAAGGAGAGACGAGCAAUGAUACAGUCGGAGGUCAGAAGAGAGGAGGAAAGCGCAAGACAGGCUAGGGCAGUUGAGAUGGGAGCGCAGGGAACAUGGACCACGUGGAACACCACAGACAGGAAACUGACCUGGGGAGAAAUCUGGAAAUACAAGCCACUGAGAUUCUCGUUUCUCCUCAGGUCUGUCUAUGACCUUCUACCAUCUGCAGCCAACCUAUUCCGAUGGGCACUCACAACGGAUCCCAAAUUCAGUCUGUGCGACAAAACCGACACACUAGAACAUGGUCUGUAA
Dreissena polymorpha is the source of this 1296-nucleotide messenger RNA. RefSeq lists its product as uncharacterized. The coding region runs from base 1 to 1296 and encodes 431 amino acids. Lineage: Eukaryota; Metazoa; Mollusca; Bivalvia; Myida; Dreissenidae. The record is from RefSeq and is a predicted model, not a curated record. The transcript has a single exon.